Molecule: messenger RNA, 1910 nt
Organism: Andrographis paniculata
Lineage: Eukaryota; Viridiplantae; Streptophyta; Magnoliopsida; Lamiales; Acanthaceae
Product: pentatricopeptide repeat-containing protein At1g05750, chloroplastic
Exons: 1
Coding region: 264-1817 (517 amino acids)
Biological process (GO): RNA modification
Molecular function (GO): protein binding; RNA binding
Source: RefSeq, a predicted model, not a curated record
UAAAAAAAUUAAAAAUAAUUAUUUAAUUUGUAUUUUUAAAUAAAAAAAUUAUAUGUAAAAUUUACAAAACAACGGAACUUUAAUUUUUAUUUAUCAAUAACACCUAAGAUAGGUUAGGUUUGAACCGGCGGUUUAGGGUAGCAGAAUCGAAAAAGUCGGUUUCGGUUCGAACCGGGAAUAGCCGGUUCGAAUCCGGUUGGGAAAGUCUAAACUCUCUUCUCGCAUCUCAAGUUCUCAACGGCACCUAUCUGUAAUUAGGAAGGAUGAGUUCGCCGGGCUUUACCGCUGCCUCACCUACCCUACCCCAGCUUCCUUCGCUACCUCCCUUGCCGUCGCCGUCGCAGUCGCGUUUCCGGCCAACUCCGGCCAAUUAUAAUCCUCCCGACGAUCAAAACCCGGAUUUCGCGCAAGAAUCGAGUACUGCGUCGUGGACAUCAUCCAUAGCACGACACUGCAAACACGGCCGUGUUUCCAAGGCCGUGUCGGAAUUCACUCGAAUGCGAGCGUCGGGGAUUCAGCCAAAUCACAUCACGCUCGUCACUCUGUUCUCCGGCUGCGCCCACUUCCCGUCGCAGGGAUUCCUCCUCGGCCGGGCGCUUCACGGCUAUGCCCGGAAAUUAGGUUUCGAUUCCCGCAACGUCAUGGUCGGAACCGCCGUAAUCGACAUGUACUCCAGGUUCGGACAAUUGGGGAUUUCCAGAUUGAGCUUCGACCACAUGGAGAUCAGAAAUAAAGUCACUUGGAACACUCUGAUCAACGGCUACAUCAGAAAUGGCGAAUUCGAGGAGGCACUCAACCUGUUCGACGAAAUGCCUGAAAGAGAUACCGUCACAUGGACUGUCCUAAUCGACGGCUUCGUGAAAAAGGGGAAAUUCGAAGAGGCAUUGGAGUGGUUUCGACGGAUGCAGUCGUCGCAAACGUCUCCCGAUUUCGUGACAAUCAUUGCAGCACUUUCGGCCGUCGCUAAUUUGGGUGCAUUCGGAUUAGGCCUAUGGCUGCAUCGAUUCGUUUCAAAGCAAAAUUUCCGCGACAACAUAAGGGUUAACAAUUCGUUGAUCGACAUGUACUGCCGCUGCGGCUGCGUCAAGUUCGCUUGCGAAGUGUUCGACGAAAUGCCUAAAAGAAGCUUAGUUUCGUGGAAUUCGAUCGUCGUAGGUUUAGCAUGCAAUGCACGCGCCGAGGAAGCAUUGAGCUAUUUUUACGCGAUGAAAAGCGACCGGUUCGUUCCCGACGGUGUGACGUUCACGGGAGCUCUCACGGCGUGUAGCCACGCGGGGUUAGUCGACAAAGGAGUCGAAGUGUUUGAAACGAUGACGCGGGUUUAUAAAAUUUCUCCGACGAUCGAACAUUACGGUUGUGUCGUGGAUCUCUACGCCCGUGCCGGGAAAUUGAAGGAGGCGAUGACGGUCGUGGAAACAAUGCCGAUGAAGCCAAAUGAAGUCGUCGUUGGAUCCUUGUUGGCAGCAUGUCGAGAAUAUGACGCCGCGGAUGAGUUGGCGGAGAAGCUGAUCGAACGGAUCUUCGGGUUGGAUCCGAGCGGGGAUUUUUGUUAUGUGUUGAUGUCGAAUAUUUUUGCCGGGAAAGGCAAAUGGCGUCGAGCGAGCAAUGUGAGGAAGAAGAUGAAGGAUCUUGGGGUAAGGAAGAGGCCCGGGAUUAGUUCGAUUGAGGUCGAUGGGACGAUACACGAAUUCAUGGCCGGGGAUCGGUCUCACGUCGAGGCGACGAGCGUACGUGCGAUGGCCGAGCUUUUGUCGCUCGACGCGAGUAGAUUUGAUGAUUCUUCGCUACAUUUUUACGAACUUUGUGAAUUUUAUUAGCUUAUAAUUGGUAAAAACAGUGUCGUAUCAAAAUAUUAUUUAAUUUUAAAAAAAAUAAAGAAAGUGAAAACUAACUCAACGUUUGUUCAAUUU